AGUGUUAUCGAAUGUAGAGCCAACUAGUUGGAUCCAAAUCACUCCCUGCUUUAACUUUUUGGAGCUCCUGCUUUUCGCAUUAUUUUGACUUGACAAUUUGAAGGCACAAAAGCAUCGCUGGUGACAUAGACUGGGGGGUCUCCUUUGGUUUUGUACCGUUAAACAGUGCUUUGAAUCUUCUUGAAUUUCAGAGAGUUUGAAAAAUAUAUUGCAGUAUAAGCUGGGAACUGUACCAUCUUGCUUUCUGAGCCAAAAAGGUAUAUUAUUCUUCAAGGAUUUGAAUCAUUCGGCACUAUUUGGACAAGUACUGAGGGAUCCCUCUUGUUGGUGAGAGUAAAAGCAAGCUUCUAAGAAAAUUGGAAGAGGGCUUACUUGCCAUUGAGGAACAAAAAGUCUGAAAUUAGUUAAAAGGGUGUUAUCGAUGGUUGCUCUGUUGUUCCUGAAUGAAACGUUAGCGAGUUGGUGGUAAUAUAGAAGAACAUGUCCUUCAGUUUAUUCGUAUCGUUUGACUUUUGAGCAUGUAGGAACGAACAUACGGGUUUGAUGGUUGCUGAGUCUUGAGAUUGAGAUUUACUCCCCUGGAGGUGAGCGGUUGUUUUGGAAUCAACAAUGCCGAUGAGUCGAGAACAAGAGAAGCGAGGAAAGCAGGAAAAAGGCUCUGAUGUUGCUGAGAAGGUUAUUGUUGCCGUUAAGGCAUCAAAGGAAAUUCCCAAGACUGCUCUGGUUUGGUCUUUGACUCAUGUUGUUCAACCUGGGGAUUGCAUUACACUACUAGUAGUUGUUCCUUCACAAAGUUCAGGUAGAAGAUUAUGGGGUUUUCCGAGAUUUGCUGGUGACUGUGCCAGUGGCCACAAGAAGUCUGCUCCAGGAACAACCUCAGAGCAGAAGUGUGAUAUUAUCACCGAUUCUUGCUCCCAGAUGAUCCUUCAGCUUCAUGACGUCUAUGACCCAAAUAAGAAAAAUGUCAAGAUUAAAAUUGUCUCUGGAUCUCCUUGUGGAGCAGUGGCUGCAGAGGCCAAGAAAGCCCAUGUCAGUUGGGUCGUAUUAGACAAACAUCUCAAAAAUGAAGAAAAACGUUGCAUGGAAGAGUUACAAUGCAACAUUGUCGUUAUGAAGCAUUCCCAACCAAAAGUACUCCGCUUGAAUUUGGUUGGCUCGCGCAAAAAGGAUCCUGAAGAAGCAGGCCAAGUGUCUUCUGGGAAAGACGAGAUGCAUGGAAAGCAAACCAAAAAGAAGAAUGAUCGUUUGAAUUCCAUUAAAGGCCCAGUUGUCACUCCAACUAGCAGCCCAGAGUUGGGGACACCAUUCACGGCAACUGAAGCAGGUACUUCAUCGGUUUCAAGCUCUGAUAUAGGAACGUCACCAUAUUUCAUCCCAGAGACAAAUGGUGAAUUGAAGAAAGAGGAAACAAUCAAGGAAAAUCAAGAACUUGAUGAUAUUAAUUCAGACACAGAGAGUGAAAAUCUAUCCACAUCCUCAGCAAGCCUGAGAUUCCAGCCAUGGAUCACAGAAUUACUUCGACAUCAACAAUCAUCUCAGCGCACAGGAGAAAGACCAGAGAAACCAUACAAUAAGCCUCAUACGUCUACAACCAGAGCUUUGCUAGAAAAAUUCUCGAAGCUUGACAGAGAAGCUGGAAUUGAUACUUCAGCCAGAUGGACAACUGAGUUGGAUUUCAGUGGAAAUGUGAGAGACACAAUAGCAUUAUCCAGAAAUGCCCCUCCUGGACCCCCUCCAUUAUGUUCAAUAUGUCAACACAAAGCACCUGUUUUCGGAAAGCCUCCAAAGUGGUUCAGCUAUGCUGAGUUGGAGCUUGCAACUGGCGGAUUUUCACAAGCCAAUUUCUUGGCAGAAGGGGGAUUUGGAUCUGUACAUAGAGGGAUUCUUCCAGACGGACAAGUCAUUGCCGUCAAGCAGCAUAAAUUGGCCAGUUCUCAGGGUGAUCACGAGUUUUGCUCAGAGGUUGAAGUCCUAAGCUGUGCUCAGCAUCGAAAUGUUGUGAUGCUAAUAGGGUUCUGUAUAGAGGAUAAGAGAAGGCUGCUGGUUUAUGAGUAUAUAUGCAAUGGAUCACUAGAUUCUCAUCUAUAUGGGCGACAGCAAAAGCCGUUAGAAUGGUCAGCAAGACAGAAAAUUGCAGUUGGAGCUGCCCGAGGGUUGCGAUAUCUCCAUGAAGAGUGUAGAGUCGGUUGCAUUAUCCACCGUGAUAUGCGGCCAAACAACAUCCUUAUCACCCAUGAUUUUGAACCACUGGUAGGUGAUUUUGGGCUAGCAAGGUGGCAGCCUGACGGAGACACUGGUGUUGAAACUAGAGUAAUUGGAACAUUUGGGUAUUUGGCUCCAGAAUAUGCUCAAAGUGGACAAAUUACUGAAAAAGCUGAUGUUUAUUCCUUUGGAGUGGUAUUAGUGGAACUUGUUACUGGACGAAAAGCUGUGGAUCUUACUCGACCCAAGGGACAGCAGUGUCUUACUGAGUGGGCACGCCCACUGUUGGAAGAAUAUGCCAUAGAGGAACUGAUUGAUCCAAGGCUGGAAAAUCGCUAUUCAAGACAUGAGGUCAAUUGCAUGCUGCAUGCUGCAUCAUUGUGCAUUCGCCGAGAUCCUCAUUCUCGACCGCGUAUGUCACAGGUUCUCCGAAUAUUGGACGGUGACAUGAUCAUGGAAACAAAUUACAUUUCAAAUUCCGGGUAUGAUGUGGGAAGUCGGAGCGGUCGAAUCUGGGCAGGGCAGCACCAUUUCAGUGGUCCAUUGUUAGAAGAGUCGCUGGAAUCGUUCAGUGGGAAGCUGUCCCUUGAGAAAUACAGGACCUCCUCCCAUUGGACAAGAGACAAGGUUAGGAGGACUGCACGUGAAGACAUGUAAAGCGGUUCCCUACUCACAUUGAGGGUGGUCUCUCUAUCUCGAUAGGCCCUCCUCCUUUGUAGUUAUCUGUCUGUUUCUGUGGAUUGUCAUCUUUUUUUUUUUUUGCAUCUGUAAAGUAGAGGAAAUGAAAAGGAUAGAUAUAUAAAGCUCCCCCCCCCCUUUUUUCCCCUAAUUCUUUCAUGAAAUUUAGCUUUGCCGCCUAAAUGGCCUUGGUUCAGAUCUGACUCUUGAAAGCUACUUAUGGUCUUGAAGUGUCCAAAUAGCUUCUUGUAA
Neltuma alba is the source of this 3132-nucleotide messenger RNA. Its product is annotated as inactive protein kinase SELMODRAFT_444075-like. Gene Ontology annotation, molecular function: ATP binding; protein kinase activity. The record is from RefSeq and is a predicted model, not a curated record. Gene Ontology annotation, biological process: protein phosphorylation. The transcript is spliced from 9 exons. The coding region runs from base 610 to 2859 and encodes 749 amino acids. Lineage: Eukaryota; Viridiplantae; Streptophyta; Magnoliopsida; Fabales; Fabaceae.